AAAGAAAAUAAAAAAAUUCAUAGCUGAGCAGUCAGAGCAGAAGCCAUUUGUUUUCAAGUAAAUGCUAGUGUAAACAUGACCCCUCAGGAAUGAUGUGACCCGCUCUUCUUUCCACUACACUUUAAACUAUGGUCGUAAUAUUUUUUUCUUUUAUGGUUUGCUGCAGUCGGGUCCUGUUAAUGUUGAGCAAACUCGUCAAAUCCUAGCUAUACAGGGCAUUAAAAUAAGCAGUCUUGCAGUAGAUUGAUCUAACUGUGGUUUGGACCUUAACUCAUUUAGCUAACGCCAUCUUACCCCAAAUGUCUAAACUAGAAGUACUUUAUGACCGUGGCUUCCAACAUUGUAUUCCCGUGUCUUAUUUUGACAGAGACAUUCCUGUUCCCAUUAUAAUUCUUCUAAAAAAUAUAUAUGAUUAAAAGUUAAAUGAUGUGUAUGUUAGUCUUGUAGUCAUGUUAUGAUGAUAAACCUGGAAAUAAUGCGAAUGCGUAUGAGCAUGUAUUUUCUAGUUCUAGUACAUUCUGAGGGUUGGCUGUUGGCUUAUAAUAAUGAUAAAGACUUAUAAUUUGGCUCAUGGAAUAUUUUUUACAUUAUUAUUUUCUAUUAUUAUUUUAAGUUGUCAUCGGAACACCAUUUUUGCAUAAUGCCAGUGGUGCAAAGUUGAGGUUUUGUCUAAAUGGUAGACUACAAGUGUUCUAAAUGUUCACGGGGGCUGUGACUGUAGUCGUAACGCAUUUCUGAAGACACUGAACCCUGGUUUAAGUUUUUGUGUUCAUAGUGUUAUCCCUAAAUGUAUCUUUAAUGUAUAUAUGUGAUCAUAUAUAUCUAUAUAUAUGAUGUCUAAUAUAUGUGAUCACGCAUAAGCUUCUAUCUUGCAAUAGAUAUUCAAAGUGUUCAUUUAUGUUUUAUUGAAGCAUGGCUGUGUCAUUACCCUCCCACUCCCAUUUUAUGUUCUUAUGGCUUUGUUUUUAUGUUACUGUGGCUUUGGUUUUGAUUUUAUUGGUUUACUAGAACAAUCACUUGCCCUCAAUCUCGAUUGAAAACUCAGUAGUUUGUUCAAACCUUGAAAUGGAAAUAAGUUUGAGGGAGAACCAUGUAACACCAGUGUUGUAAUUUGCAGUUUGAUGUAGAAUCACCCCUUUGAUGCCUGUAACUUGCUGUCAAAGUGCUACUGCAUUACAAUAAGCAAAAUAAAGACAUUUCCAGAAUUAAGGGUGAUUGGUUUCAGUACAUCUUUCUUUUCAGGUGUGUGUAUAUACUGAACAUCAAAAAUGACCCCUAGAAUCUGGACAGGACCUGUGACCUUCCUUUGGGAUGUUGGGAGCUGCACUAACACAGGAUGUUGGAAAUGUUCGCCAUCAGAGGGGAAAAGGAAGUUGCGUGGGGAUUGUUCCCUGAUGCACAGUGUAAAGGAAGUUGUGUGGGGUGAUCUCUGGGUAAACUCAGUAUAAGCACAUUUGUGUGUAGGUUUUUUUUUUUUCUCUAAACGGGUGCAUAAAAGUUCGCAUGAUCAUGGUAUACUUGCACAUAUUCAUUAAUGGUAGAAAGCUGCGCGUUGGCUGCCUCCCCAGUCUUGUGUUAAAGGGCCCAUGUGAAGUGGUCCAUAUUGUAUGUAAUUAUUCUCUUUAAAUGUGUCUUCUUUCGUUGCACUUUAGUGCGUACGUAGUGGUUUUGGCUCAUAUUGAAAGUUGACAAGAAGCCUUUUUUGCAUCGAUGCUCAUUCAGUCCAGAGUGAAUUGAAUUGACCCCUUUUGUUGUCCCAACUGUUCCCUUCUCAUUCUAUCGUACCACUCAGGAAGUUCUGUUAUUGUAGUGUUUGAUCUACUGGUAUGCCGUCCAAUGGCAUUCAAGAGCGUAACCGGAUAUCCAACAAAAAGAAGAGUUGAUUAAAUGUAACCAAUGGUGUAGAAUGGGCGCGGUUAGCUGUCAAAACAGGUUAAUCCUCCCUUUCGCCCGGAUUUCCACCUGGUUGGAGAGAGAGGUGGACUAAAGUUGGCGAAAUGUUGAGUUUGGGGAGCGGUGGAGGGAAACAACCUGCCAAACCGUCGUUCGUGUCUUAUGUUACACCCGAGGAAAUUAAUUCGGAAAAAGAACCUCCUAAAAAGGAGAGGAACCCUGAUUUGUUGCCAGGUGAAGUGGUGUUCUGUAGUGCCAACCCCAUCCUCAAGUACACGCAGGAUGAACUCUCCCAGCGCGGCGUCUUCGGCACGCUGGUCUGCACCAACUUCCGCGUCUCCUUCAUCAGUGAUGAAGCCCAAGCGGAGGACACGACCCAGCACUUUAAGAAUAAGCUGUAUGGGGAGAAUGAUAUCCCUUUGAUGUGUGUGGAUCACAUCUAUGGAGGAUAUGAUGACAAGAAGAAAAUGAUAACAGGUCCCCUGUUGAAGAAUAAGUAUCCCUCAAAAAUCAUCGUUCACUGCAAAGAUCUUCGCGUUUUUCAGUAUUGUUUAACCUACACAGAUGAAAAAGACGCCAAGAAGAUUUUCCAAGGGGUUGUGCACCACUGCCUGGAAUCAAAGUCUCUCAAGUGUGUGUUUGCCUUUUCUUACAGGGCCCACAAAGCAGAAAUGCAGAGGAAAGGGAGAACAGUGAUGUUUGACUCCAUAGAUGACUGGAAUCAAGAGAUGAAAAGAACGAAAGGAACGUGCAAAUUAGUAACAGAAAACCAAUCAUUUGAACUCUUUGAAAGAUUGCCACAGUAUUUUAUUGUUCCUGCAACUGUGACCGAGGAGGACUUCCAGAUUGCCAAAAAAUUCAAUGGAAAAGGUUUACCA
Clupea harengus (Atlantic herring) is the source of this 2771-nucleotide messenger RNA. It is a transcript of the gene mtmr12, whose product is annotated as myotubularin-related protein 12-like. The transcript is spliced from 8 exons. Gene Ontology annotation, biological process: phosphatidylinositol dephosphorylation. The record is from RefSeq and is a predicted model, not a curated record. Gene Ontology annotation, cellular component: membrane; cytoplasm. NCBI's taxonomy places the organism in Eukaryota, Metazoa, Chordata, Actinopteri, Clupeiformes, Clupeidae. The annotation marks the transcript as partial.